AUGGGCCAUAAGCUUGCAUUAACAGUUGAGCGACAAUCGAUGCGUGUAGAACCUAAGGGUCAGGCGAUUUCUGACGAAAAGCAGAUCAAAGAACUUGGUUUAGCUGCUCAGAAUGCUCAUCUAUAUGUCCGAGAUCUCGGACCACAAAUCCCAUGGAAAACGGUCUUUCUGCUGGAGUACGCUGGUCCUUUGUUCAUCUAUCCAUUGUUUUAUUUCCGGCCAGAAUUCAUAUAUGGAGAUGGUGGUUCUAAGAAGCCUCAUCACUUUGCUGUUACUUACGCCUUCAUUUGUUGGUCGAUUCAUUAUGCAAAACGAUUAUUCGAGACAGAAUUUAUUCAUCGUUUUAGCAAUGAAACGAUGCCACGCUUCAAUCUAAUCAAGAACUGUUCCUACUACUGGGGAUUUGCUGCUUUUAUCGCAUAUUUUAUUAAUCAUCCUGCCUACACUCCUCCAUAUUUUGGCAGUUGUCAGGUGUACUUUGGACUAGUGGCAUUUGCUAUUUCUGAAUUUGGAAAUCUCUCGAUCCACAUUCUUCUUCGAAAUCUUCGUCCACCUGGCACUCGUGAGCGCCGCAUACCACGACCAGAUGGCAAUCCAAUGAGCCUGCUCUUCAACUUUGUUUCGUGUCCUAACUACACAUAUGAAGCCAUGUCAUGGGUCUCGUUUUCGACUAUGGUGCAAAGUCUACCCAGCCUUUUGUUCACCAUUGCCGGUUUCAUCCAAAUGACAAUCUGGGCGAAGAACAAGCAUCGUAUUUAUAAGAAGGAGUUCCCAGACUACCCAAAGGAACGCAAAGCAAUCGUACCGUUUCUUAUUUGA
Molecule: messenger RNA, 819 nt
Organism: Angiostrongylus costaricensis
Lineage: Eukaryota; Metazoa; Nematoda; Chromadorea; Rhabditida; Metastrongylidae
Source: the annotation of a GenBank genome assembly